Molecule: messenger RNA, 3071 nt
Organism: Scleropages formosus (Asian bonytongue)
Lineage: Eukaryota; Metazoa; Chordata; Actinopteri; Osteoglossiformes; Osteoglossidae
Product: RNA-binding protein lark
Exons: 2
Coding region: 280-1335 (351 amino acids)
Cellular component (GO): nucleus
Molecular function (GO): mRNA binding
Source: RefSeq, a predicted model, not a curated record
AAAGCGCCAAAAUGGCGGACGGCAAUUAAGAAUAGUCUCCGCCCAUUCCUUUGAGGAAGCUCCCGCAACUUCCGCUUUUGCACGGAACAGAGUCGAAAGCUAAGUGAGAUAACGCGCAAGGAACUGUGCAUCUUUUAAAAGCAGGGAUACUGCUGGCUUUAGUAAGUAGGAAGACGGGUUAAGCGUUAAGUGGGACAAGUUGGAGAAGAGCGCCCGGGGUUGUUCUUACCUUGUACACCCUUGCCACCUCAGUAUACUUCUCAGAAAGACAAACCCAAGAUGGUGAAGAUCUUUGUGGGUAAUGUGAAUUCCUCCACUACGGAGCAGGAGCUGCGUGAGCUUUUCGAGAAAUACGGCGCGGUGUCCGACUGCGACAUCCUGAAAAACUAUGGCUUUGUGCACAUGGAGGAGGAGGAAGCGGCCCAGAAGGCGGUGGCUGCCCUGCACAAGCACGAGCUCAAUGGCUCCCGCAUCACCGUGGAGUACGCCACCACCAAGGUCCGCAAUGCCACCAAGAUCUAUGUGGGCAAUGUGCCAGAGGGAGUCACGGCCAGCAAAAUCAAGGAGCUCUUCCAGCAAUACGGCAAGGUGGUCGAGUGCGACAUUGUGAAGAACUACGCCUUCGUCCACAUGCAGCGGGAGAAUGAGGCCAUGGAGGCUAUUGCAGAGCUCAACCACACCAAGCUGGAGGGCCAGAAGAUCUUCGUGUCCCUAUCUCGCAGCAACCAGCCCAAGGACGGUCGGGGGGAUGACUUCCCCCCACCGCCUCCACACCACCCCUACCCUCCUCACCCACACCCCCACUACCUCCCCCCCCGCCCCCCCCCACCUGGGGAAUAUUACGGUCCCCGUGGCCGACUUCCCCCACCCCCACCCCUUCCCCCACCCCCACCCCGUGGCUACUAUGAUCGCGAAGCAUACGAAAGGGGCGUCCGCUACGACCCAUACGGCAACCCCACUGCACGCUUCUAUGAUCGGGAUGCUUAUGAUAGGCGCAUGCCGCCGCCUCCACAGCGCCCCCUCUCUCCUCCGCUCACCAACCGCUAUUACCGCGACCGGAGCCCUCUGGGGGCCCGCCGUGCACUCUUGCCCCCACCCCCUCCGCCUCCUCCGUCUUCCGCCAACUAUGCUCGAAACUAUCCUCGGGCCGCUGGCGGCCGCGACUUUGGGGCCACCAACAUGGUGCCGCCACCGCCGCCUCCUCCCCCUGCUACCACCACCCCCGCUUCCAGCCAUUACCAGGCCACCCACCAGCGCUAUUCGCUGGGCUCAGGUUUUGAUAAGGAUGAUUAUUUUGAUGAUAAGUAUAGCAAUGGCUUCAGCAGGGGCUACUGAAAAAAGGGGGUUAAUCUAGAUUGUGCAUAAAUACAGGGAUUUGGGGAGGCAGGUGCUUGAAAGGGACGUGGGAAUCAAAACCUAUUUGUAAUGGGUAGUAAUAUGGGUUAGAAAGACAACAAUCUUAAUUACUACAGUGAAAAAAAAUCUGGACUUUAAAUGAGUAAGUUAAAUUGAUACAUGUUUAGAUUUAUAGUUCAGCCAUUUCUUAAAUUUCAUUGGAACUGUUUUUGUUAACUUUACAACAUUUGAAACAUUACUUUUUUAUAUUUUAAUGUCUAGUCUAGAUGCAGGAGAAAAGAGUAUUUUUAAAGAUGAGGGUAGGUCUGAUUUCUUUGCAUGCAGCUGAACCGUGUAUGCAGGGAAAUUUGAGUUUAUUGGAAGGGAAGCUUUUUCUCCUUUUCUAUAAAUGCCAAACAGGUGUGAUUGAAUUUUGCGGAAUUGAAUAGACCAAAACCAUAAAGAACCAUUCUCUUGAAUAUUGGCUUCAGAAGCACAUACCCAUAGAUGAAGCUCCAUUAGACAGCAAGAAAUUUGACAGAUUUAUUUUGGAGUUGGUUUCAUUAACUUCUUGGCAUGUACCGUUUUCAGACUGACAUAAUGGGUUUAUUUUGGCCACGUUCCUUAGCAUCUAAGUCAGUUAUUUCUCGAAAGUGUAUAUAUGUGUGUUUUGUUGCGGAGGGAGGUUAUACGUAUAUCAGAAUGUGUGCAGGGACAGCCACAGGUCAAAAAUUGGAGUUCUCUCCCCCCAGCCUCUUGCUUGAAGCUCCACUGUGUAAGUGUCAAGUAAUGGCUGCCCCCGGCCUUUGACCCCCCCAUCAUUUCUUUCCAUUAUGAAGUCACUAUUGUUUCAUUCUUCAUUUAUUAAGUUGGGUGGUGGGUGGGUUUGAGUUUCCGUAUAUCAGCGGAGGGGGUUGGGCGAGAAGUCAUGUGUAAGGGUUUUUGGGGGAUACGUUUUGGUGAGGUUUUCCGUUUAAGAUCCCCAACAAAAAAAAAGUGAUGAUUUUCAAAGUUCAUACCAGAGGGCAGACCGACCGGCAGAUCGACCACACGCAUCGCCGUGACCAACCGACCAAACGACCGACCGACCGAACGCAUCGCAACAGCCUGCGCCGCCACACCCGAAACGGAACCGCCUGCACGUCGUAGGAUAAAGCACCAACUGACUCGAAACUCGAAAACGAACGGCUAAACAAAUCUCGACAAAACAUUAGCGCCGAAUGAGUGACACUGCUUGUUCUGCUAGUUCAUUUUGUUUUAUAGAUGGACGAAUCGCCCGCUUGUGUACAGUUCAAAAACUUGGUGUGAAUCUGUUCUCCAUCAGUUUUAUAGCAGUUAUUUUAGUACUUCAAUAAAUACAUGGGCGUAGCAGUAAAGCAUAAUGAUAUAGAUGGAAAUACCUCAGCGUUUUAACUGUUUGCUCUGCCUGUACACCUGCCUUUAGCUUUGGCUGCUGAUUAUAUAUUGUUGAUGUACUUAAAGAUAAUCCUACCAACCUGCUCCGAGCUCUGCACUGUUAAGGAGAAACAAUUCUCUUCGGUUUUUUCGUUUUAAUAUUUUUUGCCUUUUGCUUGUCCUCUCCUCCCAAAUUUGUCACUCACGGUUAUUAGAGCUUUGACGACUCCUUUGCUCAGUUUUGAUUUACAAUUUUUUUGUUCUUUUAGAGUUAAUUUAGAGAUGUCUGAUCAGUCGCUGUUUUCCUUUAGUCGCCUAAAUAAAACAUCGAAUUUCUCUGA